AUGGGUAAUGACGGAGGCUCAAUUCCUAAACGUAUUGAACUUGUUAAAGAAAAGCAAAAGGAAGUGCGUCCAGAUCAAAAUGCUUUAAAGAUUGCUAUGUGGUUUUUUUGUGCGUUGUCGAAGCGGCCUUUACAAGCUCCUGUUGUCGCUUGUGCACUUGGAAAGUUAUACAACAAAGAUGCAAUAUUAGAAUAUCUAUUAAACAAAAGUGCGUAUGGCGACGGUGAUGUGAUUUGCUCUCACAUUACAAGCAUAAAGGACGUAAAGACGCUUAAUCUUACACCUAAUCCUGCUUUUAAAGAAUCUUCGGCAAGUGUUGCUCAUUUCGAACGGGGAAUGGUAUCUAAAUUUAUUUGUCCUAUUUCUAUGAAAGAAAUGAAUGGCAAAUUGAAAUUUGUGUAUUUAGACACAUGUGGUUGUGUAUUUUCAGAGCAAACAUUAAAAGAAGUACCAAGUGAAGCAUUCUUAACAACUUCCACCAAUAGCAAUAAGCGAAAGAACGAUGAUGGUCAUGAUAGCAGUCCUCAAUCAUCCAAGAAGCUCGCUAUUGAUUCUCAAAUAAAUGGAAGUAAUUCUUCGGGGUCUUCAAAAGUCAAACAGUCCAAAGCAAUCCAAUCAAUUUAUUCCAAGAAAGGGGAUUGUAAUGUUACUGAAAGUUAUUUAGUCAGAGGGACAUUUAAUAGAUACGCUGCGUAA
Dentiscutata erythropus is the source of this 696-nucleotide messenger RNA. The record is from the annotation of a GenBank genome assembly. Lineage: Eukaryota; Fungi; Glomeromycota; Glomeromycetes; Diversisporales; Gigasporaceae.